UAACCAAUUAAUAUUCCAAUCACAAACCGAAUGAAGUUAAGUGAAAGCUCCAUAAAACAACUCAAUUCCCUUCUUUCAAACUUCACUCAUUCCCACCAAUUCUCCGAUGCUCUCUCUCUCUUCAACCAAAUUCACUCUUCCCUUCAUCUCAGACCUGAUCAUUACACCCUUUCAACCACUCUCACCGCCUCUGCCAACAUCCUUAACACUACCUUCGGCAAUCAGCUCCACGGUUUCGCCAUUAAAACACACCUUAAACAAUACCCAUAUGUAUCGAAUUCUCUCCUUUCAUUCUAUGCCAAAUCUAAAGAUUUGGGUUCAGUUAAAAGGGUCUUUAAAGAAAUUGAAUCCCCAGAUGUUUAUUCUUGGACUACGCUAUUGUCUGCUUCUACCAAGUUGGGUGAAGUUGGGUAUGCUUGUAAGGUGUUUGAUGAAAUGCCGCACAGGAAUUUGGCUGUGUGGAAUGCAAUGAUUACUGGGUGUGCUGAAAGUGGGUAUCACGGGAUUGCUUUGGAUUUUUUUCAAAGAAUGCAUUUUUUGGGUGUUAGAUAUGAUAAUUAUGCUUUUGCUAGUAUUUUAAGUUUGUGUGAUAUGGAGUUAUUGGAUUUUGGAAGACAAGUGCAUUCGAUGGUCAUCAAGACGGGGUUUUUGGUAAGAGCUUCGGUGAUUAAUGCUUUGGUUACCAUGUAUUUUAACUGUAAGAAUGAUUUUGAUGCUUUUGGAGUAUUUGAAGAAGCUGAGGAUGAAGUGCUUGAUACUGUAACUUAUAAUGCAAUGAUCGCUGGUUUAGUGAGUAUGGAAAGAGCUGAGGAGGCAUUAAUAAUGUUCAAGGAUAUGUGUAAGUUUUCUUUGAGACCUACCAAGCUCACAUUUGUGACCAUAAUGAGUUCAUGUACGUGUACUAGAAUUGCUUCUCAAUUGCAUGCUCAAGUUGCUAGAAUAGGUUUGGAAAACUAUACAUCUAUCGCUAAUGCAACAAUAACCAUGUAUGCUAGUUGUGGGAACUUGAAUGAAGCCCUUUUAGUUUUUGAAAGACUAAGGGUGAAGGAUAACGUGUCGUGGAAUGCCAUGAUUACGAGCUAUGCCCAAAAUUGUCUGGACAGUGCAGCAAUUUCUGCAUACAUUCAAAUGCAGAAGGAAGGGUUAGAGCCAGACGAGUUUACCAUAGGAAGCAUACUUGCAAGCUCAGAGUCUCUAGUAAUUGUUGAAAUAAUUUUGGGUGUUGUUUUGAAGAAGGCCCUUAUCUUUAAGACUGAAGUAUCUAAUGCUCUGCUCUCUGCCUUCUGCAAGCAUGGUGAAAUGAAGCAGGCUUAUCAAGUUUUUCAUGACAUGUUUCCUAGAAACAUGAUCUCUUGGAAUACAUUGAUUUCUGGUUGUCAUCUCAACGGACUACCCAUGGGGUGCUUGCACCUCUUCUCUGAGAUUGUUAGUGAAUGUUUGAUGCCUAACCCUUUUACUCUUAGCAUCAUUUUGAGUGUUUGUGCCAGCAUUUCAGCUCUUCAACAAGGGAAGGAGAUUCAUACUUUCAUUCUCAAAUCUGGAUUCAUUUCAGAAAUAUCUUUAGGAAAUGCCCUCAUCACAUUGUAUGCAAAAUGUGGACUGUUGCAUUGGUCUCUUAAGGUUUUCCAAAUAAUGACACAAAAAGACAUAGUUUCUUGGAAUUCAAUUAUUACUGCAUAUGCACAGCAUGGGAAAGGCAAAGAAGCUGUACAUUGCUUUGAGAUGAUGCAAGAAUUAGGUGGGGUCAUACCAGAUAACACAACCUUUAAUGCAGUUCUAUCAGCUUGCAGCCAUUCAGGCUUAAUCAAUAAAGGCAUUGAAGUUUUUACCUCCAUGGUUCAUAGCUACGGUAUAGAACCUACAGCAGACCACUUCUCUUGCAUUGUUGAUCUUCUAGGCCGGGCUGGAUAUCUUGAUGAGGCAGAAAAACUGGUAAAAGAUAGGCAUGUUGAUGUAGAUUCCACUGUUUGGUGGACAUUAUUCAGUUCCUGUGCUGCUUAUGGCAAUGUUAAACUAGGCAGAAUUGCUGCGGGAUUUCUGCUUGAGACUGAGAAGAAUAACCCCUCUGUUUAUGUGCUUUUAUCCAAUAUUUAUGCCAGUGCAGAGAACUGGGAGGGCUCUGCUAAUGUGAGGAAACUGAUGAAUAAAUGUGGAGUGUUAAAGCAACCUGGAAGCAGUUGGAUAGGAUCCUAAAACUCAUUUUGUUAAUGAUGGAAUUCUUGACGUGUUUGGUUUCGAAGUUCAACCUUACUUAUCAAAAGGAGAUUGUUCAUGGUGGAAGAAAGGAUAUCACAGGAGGCUACAGUGUUGAUGUAACUAUUAAAGCUUUGGGUCGAUGACAAACAUUCUUCAAUCUGUGCAAAGUAUUCGCAAUGGAGACAAAGCUGUGAUGAUUGGACUUACACUAUCUGGGGCUAAGGGGGAGGUGGAUAUAAACCACCUAGUGUGACGACAGAUAAAAGUGAUUGGCUCUUGUGGAGCCAGAGCAAGAUAAGAUCUCCUAAACUGAUUAAACUUGCCGAAAGCGGCAUAUUCAAUCUAACUGCUGCUGUUCAAGGACCUGCAAAUUUGAAGAGGCUCCACAGGCAUACAAAAAUAUUGAUCAGGUAAUCAUUGCUGGAUGCGCUGUUGUUGAGAUCAUGAGUGAUGUUAGAGGAAGCAUUCAUCUUUCCUGUAGAAUUCUCGACGUCAACCUUUCUCGUCUUAUCAUUUCUCAAUGAGGAGACUGCUAGUUCACUCUCACUAUCAGACGUCAGACAGGAAGCAACAAGAGACAGAAAAAAUGGAAAAUAAAAAAAUCGAGUUACCAUCCAAAUUCCAGAAAAAUUUCAAGUACAAAAACUAAAGGUGAACCUGUUUUCUAAUGAAUGUUUUGAUUGAGAUGUCUUUUUGCCAUAGCUACUUGGCAUAUGUCCACUCUCUCUGAGAUGGUUAUCACUCCCAGUAUCUGAGGAGUUGCCACAUCCUCCCUUUUCUUGCUUCCUGCCCAUUAGACUGGAUUUAGCCCUUGAGACUCUCCCCCUCCGAUAGUUCCUGAGGAUUGUUGGAGCUUGUGUCACAUCAGGAAAAGUCCCAACUUUGCCUUCAAAAGAUAUUAAUAUCAUCAGAGUACAAAAUAUGGUACUUGAUCAGAUUUGUGUAACAUAAGGAGGUUAGUCAAUCAUAUGUCUGGGAAAAAAACAUACAUCCUUCAAGAGUUGUUUUUAAGGGAAAGUUAAUCAAUCAUAUGUCUGGAAAAAAAACAAAUCCUUCAGAAGUUGAGAAUUCUUGACCUUUAAAGGGAACAAGAUUACAUGAUUCAAAUAUUACCUUCAGCUUUGGUCUUUUCCCCUCUGUACAGCUAUGAAAUACUCACUGUUAUCAUUCAAAAGAAAGCUGAAUGACAUUCAGAUAUGAGGACAAUAUUGCUGCCCUUUUGACAGACAGCCCUUUCAAAAUUUUCAAGGGAGAAUGAUGACAGGUGCAAUAACCUUCCAAAUGAGGUACAGAAGUCCCAGACCAUCAGAUGAUCCCCUACACAUUCCAUUGAGACGUCGAAUUCUAUGCAUGGAGGAGGAUAUUCAGUCAACUGUUUAUCGGACUCAAGAGAUCAUCGAAUGGAUAUCUAAUGGACUGUGCCUUCAGUUUGGCUUCUGCAUGUCAAUGCAGUGAAGACAAAACAUUAAUAUGGUACAUGAGAAAAUAGACAGCACAAGUACACUUCAUAUCAUACCUUCAGUUCCAACAUGUAAGGAUAAAGGUGGAAUAAGAGGUAUCUUUCUUUAAAAUAAAAGGUUCCAUUAAAUUAUAAAUCCCAAACAUGCAAGACUUCCAAGUAAACAUGACAUUUCUAAGCCAAUAUAAUACUUUCCAAGUGACAAUUUUUUUCUUUUCAACUUACCAAGUAAACAUAAAACAUAGUCAAGCUGUGAUGUCCAAUUUGUUCAAUUUUCCUUUUCAAGCUUUUCCGGAUAAACAAUUACUUAAUUUCAUGUUUUAGUAAAAUUUAUAAAUGUGUUGCUGAAUAAUGUAUCACAGCUCCUGAUAUACCUAAGUUGUUAACUUCAAGUAAGCAUGUCACAUUUACAAGAUGUGUAACAAUAUGAAGAUCUGAUGCAUCUUUGUUAAGUAAAAUAUUCACAUAUACGUAGUAGUAUCCUUGAUCAGACUAGAACUUUUUUCUAAUGACGUGUCCAAGCCAGCUUUCGCAGACCUCGACUAAUUCCACAGGGUACUUGACACCUCCUAGUAUCAACAGGUACCAGCCUAGUGUUUUUUAAAAAGCUAUAUUAGGAUUUGGACCUGAGACCUCAUGGUUCUAAACCCACUACAUAACGAGUUGCAACACUUGUCAUCAAGAGUUCAACUGACAUGCUGGUAAAGGCUUUAAAUCUUAUUAUUGAGGGUCAAGGUUUUGAAUUCUCUAACCUAACUACUACCUUUUGGUUUUUUGUGCAUGUCAGUGGUUGUCUGGUGUGCAGUUAUAUGUAAUGUAGUAAAACAAUUGUGCACCUCAUAUGCUGAUUUUCAUUGAUCAACUUGUUUCCCUCGCUAAGGUUUUAAUCCUUCUGCUUUAGCAAGUGUUGCACUUCUAGCAGUUAAUAAGGACUGUUUUGCCCAUUCCUGGAGUUUGGCUAGAGCACCAAAACAUGCAAUAUAGAAAGAGGAGGUCAUAUUUAUUCUCAUUACUGUUGAUUUGAUUAUUAUUCAGGAAUUUGCUGUUAGCGCCUCGUAUGUUAGUGAAUCUGGUGAACUUUGAUAAAAUAGAAGCAUACUUGGGAAGACAUUUUAACCUAAAUUGCAUCAACCCUAUGUAUGAAUAUGAUUACUCAAUUGGAACGAUGUUAACCAUAUUGUGCAGUAUAGUUCAGCAAAAAUUCAAUUACUCUUCUUAUAUCAUGUGCUUUAAUGCUUUUAAUGAUUGAUGCAUGGUGUCCGACUGAUGAGACUGUUCUUAGUGAUUUAUAUAAAGUAAUAAAUGAAGUUCUCAGUAAGACAGCGUGGUGAAAUUGCAUGCUUUUUAUCCUAGUGGUAGAGUGGGUUGCGAAGAAAGUGUUACGCAUGCAGGAUCCACGGCUUAAACUUUUGAUCUUUUUUGUUGCUAGUUGAAUUGUGUAUUGAUUUUAUUGUUUGUAAACAUUCUGCCUAUUAAUAGGUUCAUAUGAGGUCAAAUCUUAAUGUGUUAAAAAAAUGUGCAUUAUAUGAGAGAGAGAGAGAGAAAGGGAGGGAGGGAGGCGGAGAGAGAGAGAGAGAGAGAGAGUUGUCCCUUUUCUGCCGCAUUGUAUUAUACAUUUUAAGUGAAGCUACAGGUUUCACAUAUUUUCCAGAAUUCAAAAUUUCCAUGCUCAUAUGUUUGAUAAUUGAUGAAAUGAUGUAAUCCAGAGCCAAACUCAUAGCUUUGAAGAUUGAGACGAGCUAGCUAAGCAUGAAAAGAGUAAAGAAGGAGACAAUCUCAAUAAUUGAUUGUUUUGUCUGUUUUAGUUACUUCUAGCCUCUAGAUAUUUCCCAUUUUUUCUUCUACUUCUAUAGUAGGAUGUUGUGCAGAAUGGAUUGCUUAUGGAGUAAUGCUAUUUCCCCUAUUGAAUUUAUAUGGUUUCCAGCUAAAAUUUAACUAUUCAAUUCUCAAAGCAGAUAGUAUUUUAGAUGCUAGUAAGACAUCCUUCUACACUCCAUGGAGGGAUAUGUACCUUGGAGGCUAAUCUCAAAUGUAUUUUGCACCCUUAAUGAGCUGUUGUUUGCCACAAGUAAUAUUACGUUAUAGUCUAUUGUCACUUGACCUGUAGGUUGUUUUAGUAAAGCUUUUCUGUACGUCAUUGGUUGCCUGGUGUGUAAUCUAUAUGUUAUGUAGCAAAAUAAUUGUGCACCUCAUAUGCUGAUUUUCAUUUAUAAACUUGCUGCCUUCGUUUCAGGUUUUAGUCCUUCUCAUUUAGUAAGUGUUCCAUCUCUGUCACUUUACGGCAGAUCCAUGAAGGUGUGUUUACCUUGCUUAAGUUAGCAAGAACUGUUUUUGCAAUUCCUUCUAGUGUAUGGCUGUGCAGAGCUAGCACACUAAACAUGCAAUAUAAGAAAGAGGAGAUACAUAUUAAUUUGAUUAUCAUUCAGAAAUUUGCUGUUAGUGUCUCACAUGUUAGUGAAGUUGGUGAACUUUAUUAAAGAAAAUUGAAUCUUGCUUAACGUGUGUUUUACAUUGCUUAUAUCCAGUUUGUUCAAGUGGGUUGUGUGAUAUAUUUAGGUGGAAAACUUUGGAUUUUCAUUUCUCAAAAGGAGGUUUCUGUGAUUCUUCAAUGUGGAGAAGUCAGAUAUUGUUGUCUUGUGGUGAGCUGAAGAACGUAAAAGAGUUGCAUUCAGUACCAACAGAGUUUCCACUAGAUUUGGGUGUCAAGUUGUGCUAAGCUUACACAACUGAGUAUAUAUAUGUGUCUUCUAACUUGGCCCCAAGCCCCCAAUUGUUAUUCGUCUUCCAACUGUGUGUGUGCAGAUAGGUAUGUAAACUUGUAUACGUUGAACAUGUAACCCAUUUUCUCAUUGAAUGAAAAGGUACGAAAUAAAUUAGAUUGAUAAAAGUACUUUGGUUUUUCCCCUU
This is a messenger RNA of Solanum lycopersicum (tomato), 6562 nucleotides long. NCBI's taxonomy places the organism in Eukaryota, Viridiplantae, Streptophyta, Magnoliopsida, Solanales, Solanaceae. The record is from RefSeq and is a predicted model, not a curated record.